Molecule: messenger RNA, 1860 nt
Organism: Polychytrium aggregatum
Lineage: Eukaryota; Fungi; Chytridiomycota; Chytridiomycetes; Polychytriales
Exons: 2
Coding region: 73-1824 (583 amino acids)
Source: RefSeq, a predicted model, not a curated record
CGUCAAGAUAUUCGUAUUUCCAAGCGAUGCCAUCGCCCCAGUGUCCUGGUUGCCCUUGACAUUGCUGACUCGAUGGAGAGUGGCUCUGAGCACCUGAGCAGUCGCGACACAGAGCCCUUUGACGAAGCCGAGUCCGAGUCGCCUGUACUCGACAUCGAUCGACUAAUCGAAGGCGCCCUUGUGAGGCAACUCUCACGCAGGGUCGAGUCGGCUCUGGAGCUGUUUCCGCCUCUUUCGCAUGACGCUGAAGCAGAGACAGACACCCGAUUGCAUGAAGACCCAACCAUGCGUCAAAGCACCUCGACGCUGCCCAGUCGGAUGGCGGGGCGAGUCUCGGGCAACCUCAGACCCGUCCCGUUUCGACCGAGCCAUCCUCUCGAGCGCGAAGAUGUGGAGCCCUGCGACGACUUUGAAAUCGAGGAGUAUUUCCGACAACACCGCAGCUUCCAAAGAGGCAAGACGCGGAAGCAGCCUCAAGAUCCGUGGUGGUUUGGCUCAUCCAGUUGUGGGGAGGGCGGCCUGAGCUCGUUCCCUCGUCUGGACGAGUGGCCACCAAUGAUGUCGGGUGAUGUUCGGCCAAGCGUUGCGACUGAAGAAACGUCAACCGUGGACAAUGUGAAUCCUGGUUGUUUGCUUGACGAGGUUGCUGCCAACACAGCAACCACGGCUUCAGCAAGCCCGAGCGACUUUGACCAUCCAGGGAAGAUCCGUGACGACCAAGCCGAGGAAGAGGCUGUUGGGGCGGCCCAGCUCCGAGCCGUCAUUGCAGCAGCCGAGGCCCUCGGAUAUGGUAGCACAUCCGUCUGUGCGACCUCGCCAGUACUCGACGCAGGCUCGCCCACAUCGCUUCUCGAGCCGCAAAGUGCCGAGCGGCAGUUCCAGGCUGUCGUUGCGGCAGCGAAUGACGUCUUGAGAGAACGAGAGCGUGAACUGGCCUCGCAUCGACGCAGCAACGCGCUGCCGUCGUUUGGGUACUUUGCAGGUUUGAUUUGGAAUGCAAUGCCUCAUCUAUUUCUCGAGCCUGGGCUCUGGCCAAGCAUGUCGAUAGGAAGUAACUCGACCAGCCCAAAGCACGAGACCGGAUUGCAUGGACGGCCCUCGGUGCUGUCGAGCCGCGAGCCGAUCCACGGCGGAGAAGGGGAGCCGGCCCGUCGAACCGUCAGCGUCCGCCAAGCAGCUCGGGCCAGCACAUCAACCCGACCCGGCCAAGUUGCCCACACGGACUCGACACAUCGCUGGACCGCACCGGAGCGCCGCGGCGUGGGGCCAGAGCCGGAUGGGCUCGAGAUGCGGCCGAUGGUGCGGGGCCACUACAUCCCGAGCGACCGAGCUCCACCCGAUGACCCGGAUCCGUCGCUGGGGCUGGUGCCGUAUCCGCCGCCGCCGCCGCCGCCCCUGGUCUUUGCGCCUCCCACGGUUACCAGCAAUCAGGCUCGGGACUGGGACUGGUGGCAAGAGCGCGCGGCCGGGGUGGCCGAGGUGACCAAGGACGUAUGGACGGCCGAGGUCUGUGCCCAGCGGCUGCGGGCCGAUGUUGGCAGCCGGGACGCUCAAGCCGACAGCGACGGUACAUGCGAGCUUCCCAAGCCAAAGACAGCCGACCCAGCCGACGACAGCACACGGACCCGGGAGAACGACCAGCCCAGGCAAGACCGUGGUUGCCGCAACCGCCUGUUUGACGACGAUAACCUGGGGCUGCCGCAGGACGAGUACAUCCACCAGACGACGUCGCGGGGCCAGCGGGAUCUUGCGAUCCUGCUUGACCAACGAGACGAGCCCGAGCAACAGCAGCCAGGGACACCGCGGAUGCAUUGGAUGGACUGAACAGGGAAGCAAGACAGAGACAAACACGGCACAGAC